Messenger RNA from Mya arenaria, 4769 nucleotides. RefSeq names its product hephaestin-like. Bases 41 to 3469 code for a protein of 1142 amino acids. NCBI's taxonomy places the organism in Eukaryota, Metazoa, Mollusca, Bivalvia, Myida, Myidae. Gene Ontology annotation, molecular function: oxidoreductase activity; copper ion binding. Gene Ontology annotation, cellular component: plasma membrane. The record is from RefSeq and is a predicted model, not a curated record. The transcript has 15 exons. Gene Ontology annotation, biological process: iron ion transport.
CAAAAACACUAUCUAGAUUCUUUGGGUUCGAAAUUCGUUCAUGCAGCUUCUCACUCACAAUGUAUGCUUAAAAUACCGAUCGCUCAUGUGUAAGCGGGGCGGAUCGGAAAAACAAGCACGCUGUUUGGCCGGUACCUCGACAAGCCCGCAUGUGCUCUUCGGUCGGAUAUAUCCAUUUAUCCUACAUACAGGUGAACGAUACUUUCCUUGUAUCCCACCAGUGGCAUCAGUACGCAAAGAUGAUGAAGGGACCGGUUACAGUAUUGACAAUGGGGGAGUUCCCAUACCGGAAAAGGACAGGCGAGUUAGCAGGAACUAUUUUCUCCGAGCCGAGCAGGUCGAAUGGGACUAUCUCCCGUUGCAAGAAAACAUGGUCGAUUCCUAUCAAGAAUAUCUGGAAGACACACUGAAAAACAAGAUUAAUCGGGUUGGCAGCAAGUACAACAAGUAUGUCUUUAAACAGUAUACGGACGGAACCUACACACAGGAAAUCAAGUCGCCACCGUCUUUCGGUUACGUUGGACCGCUCCUGCGCGGAGAGGUGGGAGAAGUCAUGCGCAUCCACUUCCGGAAUGAUAUCGACAUCCCAGCGUCCGUGCAUCCACAUGGAGUGAAAUACACGAAGGCCAACGAAGGUGCAAACUACACAGAUGGUACAUACGGUUCCGCCAGGAAAGACGACGGCAUCCCGCCCGGCGGCCAGUAUACGUACACGUGGGAUGUGACGUCAGAGUUUUCCCCACGCGACGGAGAUCCGAGUUGCCUCCCUUUCGCUUACCACUCCCACGUGCAUCCCAUGAUGGAUAUCAAUUCGGGCCUUGUAGGGUUACUUGUUGUCUGCAAGAAGGGAACGCUUAGCGCCGAGGGAACCCGUGCCGACGUUGACAGGGAACAUGUUUUGUACUUUGACUCCAUCGACGAGGGCGCCACCUGGCUGACAGACGAGAAUCUCAAGCGCUGCGGUGACCCGGAUGAGUGCAAGCGCCUGUAUGAGUCGGGGGAUCCGGACUUCGAGGAAAGCCUAAAGAAAGAUUCAAUAAAUGGGUACAUGUACGAUAAUCUACCAAACAUGACUGUGUGUGCGGGGGAGCGUGUGGCCUGGUAUAUCUUCUCACUCAGCGCUGAGCUCCACCCGGUCAAUAUAUAUGGGCAGACGUUUCUUGGGAGCAGACACAGGUCGACAGUUAUCGGCAUAUGGUCGGCGACUUUCCGUGAGGCGGAAAUGGUGGCUCGUAACCCCGGCAUGUGGCUCGUGCAGUGCAUGAACUCCGAGCAUAACACAAACGGCAUGAAGGUCUACCUGACGGUGCGUGACUGUGGGGGCGUGAUGCCGGAACAGCUGAGCGGUCGGGUCCGCACCCACUUCCUAUCUGCAGAGAUGGAAGACUGGAACUACGCCCCUUCCGGUCGGAACUUGUUUGACGACCGAGAUUUAGUUGCUCCCAGCACUGAAUCGGAGAAGUAUUUUGCGAAAACCUACAACGGAAAACCGAUGAUAGGCGGCAUAUACCGGAAGACACGUUUCUUCGAGUACGACUCAGUACAGUACAUGACGCGCAAAAACCGGACGGCCCAAGAAGAGCACAUGGGUCUGCUUGGGCCGGUGAUCCGGGCGGAACUAGGGGACGUAGUGAGCGUCACGCUCCUUAACCUGUCACCGUUUCCGGUUUCCGUGGUGAUGCAGGGCGUCAGUAUUGACAGCUCCCAGAACGGCAUGGGGAUGAAAAUGGCCGGGGGAGGAGACAACAACUACACUGGUCGUUUUGUACAGCCCGGGGAGUUAGGAUCAUACACGUUCACGGUCCCGUGGGGAGUAGGGCCGGGGGACGACGACUCCGCCUGUCUGACGUACAUGUACUACUCGGGCGUCAAUAUGGAGAGGGACAUCAACACGGGGCUCGUGGGGCCGCUCCUCAUUUGUAGACCGGGAACGUUAGAUGCGUACUCCAGUAAACAGAGGUUCGUUGAUCGUGAGAUGUUCCUGUAUUUCGCGAGCAUUGACGAGAAUCUAUCCUGGCACAUUGACCACAACGUCGCUACUAACGUUAACGACAGCGUUGACGCGGAUGACGAGGAUUUUGUGGAGUCGAACUUUAUGAGAGCGGUAAACGGACUUGCCUACGGUAAUCUUGAGGGACUUGACGUCUGCCGUGACGACAACGUUGUUUGGCACGUGCUCAGUUUCGGGCAGACGGAGGGAAAUCACGUGGUCACCUUUAACGGAAACAACGUAGUCAUUGACGGAACAUUCCGGGAUUCUCACGUCAUCAUAUCCGGUCAGACGUUUAGCGCUCUUAUGAAGCCGGACAACGUUGGCAACUGGUCCCUCUACUGUCACAACACCUAUCAUUACGACGCGGGUAUGACGGCCAUGUACCACGUGGACAAAUGUGGCGCCGCCUACCGAACUUUCUAUCCGACGACCGGAAAUGUCCGCCACUACUACAUCGCCGCCAUUGAGCGCAAGUGGGACUACUCUCCAGAUACAAUAUUUCCACUUGACGGGAGCAACUAUUCGCAUCCCUCACAUGAGCAACACGGACGUGUGCAAAAAGAGGGCAAAUUCAUCGGAAGUAUAUAUACAAAGGCCCUCUACCGAGAGUUCACAGACAGCACCUUUACAGAGGAAAAGGUCCGCUCCGCUGACGAGAUACACCUUGGCAUCAUGGGACCUUUCAUUAAAGCGGAAGUAGGCGACACAAUUGAAGUUGUGUUCAAGAAUAUGGCGUCAAGACCUUACUCUAUCCAUGCGCAAGGGGUACGCUACAAUAAGACAUACGAGGGUAUGGCGUACGCAGACGGACAGACGGACAAGAGAGGCGACAGUGUCCAGCCGGGGUCUACUUUCACCUACAGAUGGGAUGUCCCAACUUCCUCUGGUCCUUCCAAUCAUGGACAGAAAUGUGUUAACUUUUUGUAUCACUCCGCGGUAGAUCCCGUAAGAGAUGUGUACGCCGGUCUUGCAGGACCAAUCGUUGUUUGCCGAGCUGGUAUCCUUGACAACAGUGGCAAGCGUACUGAUUCUGUCGAGAAAGAGUUCGCACUACUUUUUCAAGCGUUUGAUGAAAAUAAGAGUUGGUAUUUGAACCAAAACAUUCAGGAAAACUGUCCAGAUGCAGAUACAUCGACGCCCGAAUUUGAAGAAAGCAACAAAUACGACUCAAUAAAUGGCCUUAUCUAUAACAACGUUCAAGGUUUGGUCGCAAAAACAGGUGACAAUAUAGCAUGGUACGUGAUUGGUCUAGGUGAAAACGAGGACAUGCAUACGGUUCAUUUUCACGGGCACACUUACACAUAUCGCACCGGCCAGAGUCACGAAGGUGACGUCAUAGAAGUGUUUCCGGGCACCUAUGAGACGGUAGAAAUGUUCGCAAAUAAUCCUGGCACGUGGCUUUUACACUGUCACGUGGAACAGCACAUGCAAGACGGAAUGAUUGCAACAUAUACCAUUCUUGAAAACAAUGAAUAAAAUAAAAGUUCCCUUUUAACCCCUGACCUUAGCACACUCCUCUUCUUACAGACGCGUGGCGAUAGAGCUGUGUUGGAGUGUGUGUGUUUUUAAAAAAAAUAAUAUAUAUUACCAUUUUCAACAAAAGUACUUUAUCUAUAUUAACAAAUUUGGUUUCCCUCUUUGUUUAGUAAAAUCCUCCGUAUAACUGGUUUGCUCCGAUCCGUUCGCGAUAUGAAAGCAAUAACGAAUAAGGCAUGGAAAAGAUGAGCACUGACCUUAUCAACCGGAACUCCUCGGCCAUUAUCCAACAGAUAUGACCUCUGAAAUAAUAAGAGUCUUUAAAAAUUGUCCAUCAUAGCAGCGCCAAUUGAAACAUGUUGGAUAUGUUUUCAACCGUCAACGGACAUGAAUGUUAUAGAAAGGAGAAGUACUUACAUUAUACCGGUCCUGAAAGUUCAUUUUCAAGUGAUUCCUAACUUUGGUUCAACUGUUGUUUCUUGUUACAAAAUGUAUUGUAUAUAAUUAUUUAUAGUUGUUAGUGUUAUAAACUAUUUUAUGAUAUCUUUUGAAGAUGUUUUGCCUAUUGUUUUGGUAAAAGUAUGUUUCAUAUAUAACUAUUUAAAUCAACCUUUAAGUAACAAAUGCAUGGUUUUGUGUACAGUUUUAACAAUAUGGUGGAGCUUCUGCAUGUAGCCAUUACUUCUGAAUUUCUACCAAACAAUGAUAUCGCACAUGGUCCUUUGCCUCUUCCGUCAAGUUUCUAAAUGAUGUUUCAACACAGUACGUGUUGAAUCACUGUCCGCCAUUUUGUUUUUCAAAGUGAACAAGUUUUCGGAUGGAACGAUCCGACGAAACUGAAUCCGGAUGUGGGUUUCGAUAGUUUCAAAAACAAGUUUCGGUUUUAGUUAGAAAAAAAAAGAUAAAACUGGUUUUCAUUUUAUUUGAAACAACAAAUACACAGUUCGUGAAACCAAUAUAAAAGCAAUUCAACAAAAACGCCCUAAAUAAGGAUAAAUCGACCUUUUUCGGCGAUUGCUGUUUAACCUCAGGUUUAACCAAGAUGUUAGACAAAUGAUUUAGAUUAUAGACUAAUCAAAUAUUGUUUUUAAUUAAUAAUAUCAAAGAAAAACGGAAUUGAAACGUUUUGAUUACUUUGUUUUUAAGUCGUCGAGCCUACGAGAGACACUUUAAGUUAUAAGAUGAAGUUUUGAACUGAUUUUUUGUGGAUAUUAAUACUUCCUUUUAAUUGCUUUCCUUAUAAAAUAGCUUUCUGUGAACACACAUAAAGUGUUAUAUUUAAGUUCAAAACAUUUGAUUU